UGACUUUAAGGUCAUUCUUACUACGUGUUUUUGUAACUGGUAAAGUAUUUAAAGUACCAUUAAAAAAUUAUCGUUUGUUUAUUUAUAAAAGGAACUUAUUAGAUUAUUUGGUAAGUAAAUAAAGUACAAUUUAAAGAAUAUAAUAUGUCAAACACAUCAAGAGGGAAAAGAUUGUCUAGAAAGCUUAAGACAGUGGGAGAUCAUAAUUUAUUCCUUAACCGUAUUACCAAGUCUCUUUAUUACUCAAAAUUACCGAUGACUGAUCGUUUAAGUCUACCAGUUACAGAAUUUGCCGCGGAAUUGUUUUCUGAAGUAAAGAGUGGAUGCAGUCUCGAGCGUCUUGACGUUGAAGAAGCUAGCAGAAUCUCUCGAAAUGCUUGUGUCUCACCCUGUUCAUUUGUAUUAGCUUUACUUUAUUUAGAGCGUUUAAAAGACUGUAAUCCUGAGUAUUUGUACAAAGCUGCACCUGCUGAACUCUUUCUUGUUUCUUUGAUGGUGGCCAGUAAAUUUUUGAAUGAUGACGGUGAAGAUGAUGAAGUUUUUAAUGUAGAAUGGGCUAAAUCCGGUGACUUAACACUUGCGCAAAUGAAUCGUUUAGAAAUGGAAUUUCUUGAUGCAAUUAAUUGGUCAAUUUAUGUCAACGACAAAGAAUUUUGGAAUCGAUUACGUAAGCUAGAAGAACUGAUGGCUUACAAAGAGGCCAAAAAACGUGGUUGGUUUUCGUACACUGAAAUAAUCUGUCUAAUGGAUACGAUACGAAUUACUGCGAUAAUAAAUACAAUUUUCAAUAUAUCGACUGUUUGUGUAGCAACAUAUGCCAUCGGAUUAAUAACUCUCUUUGGUUCUGCACUGAUAACUAGUCAUAUUCCAGGAACUUAUUUAGCACUUCGACAGUCCAGUAAACCUACUACUUUAAAUAAAUCAGAACUCAUUGUACCAGAAACAAAACUAAUUGAAGAGACUGAGCUACCUGAUGAUUUUUUAAAAUGCAAUGUUUCGUGUAAGAAUUGCAUUGUCAAAACUCCUACUUCUACAAGCCCUGAUAAAAUAGGAUGGGCGUCUACUAUUAUUAAUUGGUUUUCAAAAUAUCAUGUUUCAAAAACACAACUUAAAUUUGAAAAUGAUAAACUAAAAAACCCAGGAGCAUUUAUUACAAACAGUCAAUCUCUAUUACGUGAUCAUAUUUUAUGGGAAAAUGUUAUUGUUGAAAUAAAUUGGAAAGAUACUCUAAGGGUUUAUUUUGAGUAUCCAUAAUAAAGCUCGAUAUUAUAUUAUCUUGGUUACGUAAUGACAAUAUGCUUCGAUUACCAUCAAUAAUACUUAACCGAUUUUUACUUAUUAAUAAGAUUACUAAUAUUAUAAUUUUAAUAUCAAAUUCUGAUCGACUGACGAACAGGAGUUACAGAAAAAUUUGAUAUAACUGUUGAACGUAUUCUAAUGUAUUAUAACUGGAUAUAUUUUUCUUAUUGGGAUAAAUAAUAAUUAAGAAUAUUUAAACACUAAAAAAAAGUAAUAAGGGUGGAUUACAGAAGAAACGUAAAAAAAUAUAUGUAUUUUUUCUACUAUCCUUGGAUUUUAAUUCAGUAAUUUUUUUAAAUAAAUAAUUAUUAUUAUCAUUA
Messenger RNA from Cotesia glomerata, 1619 nucleotides. RefSeq names its product protein CNPPD1. The record is from RefSeq and is a predicted model, not a curated record. Lineage: Eukaryota; Metazoa; Arthropoda; Insecta; Hymenoptera; Braconidae. Gene Ontology annotation, biological process: regulation of cyclin-dependent protein serine/threonine kinase activity. The transcript has 5 exons. Gene Ontology annotation, cellular component: cyclin-dependent protein kinase holoenzyme complex; nucleus. Gene Ontology annotation, molecular function: protein kinase binding; cyclin-dependent protein serine/threonine kinase regulator activity. The coding region runs from base 145 to 1254 and encodes 369 amino acids.